AUGCACCUCACCGUCCCCUCUUCAUUCAACAACAGAUGGCCAGUUCAAAGUCGAUUAAUGUUCAAAACCCCCAUCUGUAUGUUCCAUCUGUUGCAGAUGUGUGGGGUAGGAUUGAAGUUAGUCGCCGACAGAGUUCUCGUUAAGGCGAGGGGAAUAGUCGAUAAAAGAGGUAUUGAGAGCAAAAGAGGAAGAAAAACUAGACAAGUGAUCAUACAGAUCCCUUAUCAAAGCCGAUCUGAACGGGUUUCCCCCUUCCUUUCUCCUACUGUAACGCUUCUUGGGUGGUACAGGAGAACCUCUCGUGAGACAAAGAAGGUGGGGGGCACUGCAGACGGAAGUCCGGAAAAUGCAGACCCCGACAACAGAGUGAGAGGAGCAAAUGCCAAGACUGGUUAUCUGGAUGUAUUUCCCAUUGUCCGACAGGUUUCGGCCGAAGUUGCGUUGACACAAGUUCUAAUUCAACCUGUAGGCAUUCGUAGGUACACCUCCCACCGCCGUACACACCUGACGCGGCUAGAUUGUUUAUUUGCAACUGUAACUAUGUAG
Messenger RNA from Yarrowia lipolytica CLIB122, 546 nucleotides. NCBI's taxonomy places the organism in Eukaryota, Fungi, Ascomycota, Dipodascomycetes, Dipodascales. The record is from RefSeq and is a predicted model, not a curated record.